Messenger RNA from Anopheles coustani, 488 nucleotides. RefSeq lists its product as uncharacterized. The record is from RefSeq and is a predicted model, not a curated record. Lineage: Eukaryota; Metazoa; Arthropoda; Insecta; Diptera; Culicidae. The coding region runs from base 29 to 340 and encodes 103 amino acids. The transcript is spliced from 2 exons.
GUCUGAUCCCGUGUCGCGAGAUAGCACCAUGAGGGAAGAUUUGCUGGACGGAUGCGUGAAAUGCCGUAAGAUUGAUGCGGGUUUCAUGUGCGGCAUUUGUUUUGCUUCGUACUGCAGCCAACAAUGCCGCGAUGCUGAUUUUGCCAAACAUCGCAAAAUCUGUAUGGCACCCUUGUUAAUAAAACAUCGACCGCACCCAAGUUUGUACUCCGAUGGAGCUGCUAAUGUGGCCGUGUCGAAUGGUCCCAAGAAAACCCCGACGACAGAGAAACGCGUACCGCAAAAAAAUAUCGAAAACGAGCCACAAGUAAAGCAGCAGCCGCAGCAAGAGCAACUCUAAAAAGCAAAACAGGAUUUGGAAGAGCUACAGAACAAACCGCAAGCUCCGAUUCCUCCGGAAAAAACGUCGAAUCGUGCUGCCGUGCUGGAGAAUACAAAGAAAGCGGUGCAACAGCAACAACAACAGCGAGAGCAGAACCAGGGGCCCA